Messenger RNA from Tribolium madens (black flour beetle), 4009 nucleotides. RefSeq names its product tetratricopeptide repeat protein 37. Bases 204 to 3995 code for a protein of 1263 amino acids. The transcript has 15 exons. The record is from RefSeq and is a predicted model, not a curated record. Gene Ontology annotation, cellular component: Ski complex. Gene Ontology annotation, molecular function: protein binding. Lineage: Eukaryota; Metazoa; Arthropoda; Insecta; Coleoptera; Tenebrionidae.
GAGUUUUUAUUUGCCACUAAAAACACAUUCUAACCUCAAAGAAGUUCCAACAAACUCGGGUUUUUGUAAUUAAAUUAAUAAAACAAUUAAUUUUAAUAAUUAAUACAAAGUGUUAGCGAUUCAUUAUUAUAUUUCGGCUUGAUUUCGUGGCGAGAGUGACGAAAAAGUGCUUUUUUAGGUUAGGUUCUUCCUCAGUAAUCAUCAUGAAAGACUCGAAAUUAGUGUUAAAGGAGGCCCGCGAAGCGAUAAAAAACAAGAAUUAUGAAACGUCUUUGAAAUUGUGCAAGCAAAUCCUGAAAGAAGACAAGACCAAUUACAUGGCUCUUGUCUUCCUGGGGGUUUCAUUUCAGGAAACCGGUCAAAAUUCGAAGGCUUUGAAGGCGUUUCAGGGGGCAAUUGACUCAAAUCCGGCAAAUUCUUUGGCUUGGAACGGCUUAAUAAAUUACUAUGAAAAAGUGGACACACAAGAAACUAAACUUGAUUUAAUUGAUGCUUACAUUUCGUUAAUUAACAUUGAAACGGACGAGAAAAAAAUCCUCGAAUGUGUACAAAAACUAUCAAAUUUGUGCGAAUUUGGUGUUUUGGGUAAAAUCACAAAUGCGAUUUAUUCAGUCCUGAAAAGUGGUAAAUGUGACACUACAGAAUUGGCAAUUUCUCUGAUUAAUAUCCUGAAACCUGAAAUUUUAUCGCCGGAUUUGCUCCCAAUUUACGAGGAAGCCUUGACCUUGGCCUUGGCCAACCCGAAAACCGUCUGUACGAAAUAUUUCAGCGAUUAUUUAAAUCUUUUGUAUAAACAAAACAAAUCGGGGGAAUUACUCACCCAGGCCAAAAAAAUGCACUCAAUAUUCGACUCAGACUGGAUUUCGUUACGUUGGAUUUGUAAAAUUUUCAACGAAAUUUACGUCGAGUCAAACACUUUGAUCGAAUCUGAGGAAAACAUUGCGAAAUUCAGCGAAAUGCUUUGUGGCUUGGAGACACCCUCAGCGACGGGGCUAUUCACCCAAAGUAUUUUACUAUUUGAAACGAAAAAAAUCCCCGAAGCGAAAGAAACACUGGAGAGAGUCGUGGGGGUUUUACCCGGUCUAGUCCACGCCUGGAUUCUCCUCCUGAAAUGUUGUAUGCAACUCGGGUUGUGCGACGAGGCCAUCAAUGCGGCGAAUAAACUCGAAAAGUUGUGUCAAAAUCGGGAGAAUUUGAGGAAAAAAGUCGAUGUUUUGCUCAUUGAGGUGUUGUCGAAAUCGGGGGAAGAACACGAGCUGAGGAAAGCCCUCAACUUGUUUGAAAAUCUUGAAAACGACGCGAAAUCGAAGUGUCUCCAACACCUAAUUCGGGCCCAUAUCAGUCUCAAAAACUUCACUGAGGCUAAAUUACUACUCAAAGAUGAUAAAACACACAAUUUACUCAAAGCACAAUUACUACACAAACAGGAAAAAUAUUCAGAAGCCUUGGAAAUUCUCGAGAAGGAAAACAACGAGACUUGUGAAAGUUGGCUCGAAAUCGGUUCAAUUUACUGGAAUUGGGGCCACUACGAGAAAAGUUUAACCCCAUUUUUGAAGGCCACAAAAUUAGACCCCAACAACUACAAAUGUUUCCUGUUUUUGGGGCAUUUCUACAAGAAAAACAACGAUUUUGAUAAGGCCCGACGUUGCUACGAAAAGGCCUUCAAAAUCAAUAAAUGUUGCGCAGAGGCGGGCAUUGAAUUGAGCAAAAUUUACCGAAAAUUGCAAAAUUGGGCGGCAAAUUUAAACCUGUUGCAAGCCCUCACGAGUGGCACAAUUAAUGUUAAAAAUUCUUGGGCUUGGAUGCAACUCGGUUUACACCAUUUAGAACAGUUGGAUUAUGAUGAAGCCAUAAAAAAUUUACGUUUUGUGAUUCGAAUUGAUGAAAAUAAUGCUCAUUGUUGGGAAUCCCUCGCUGAUGCAUAUUUGGCUAAAGGUGCUUACACAUCGGCUUUAAAAUGUUACGAGAAAACGUCGAGUUUGGGUGAAGCUUUAUAUCCCUUGUUACAAAAAGGUCAUAUUAAGCAAAUUUUGGGUGAAUUUGUCGAAGCAAGAGUUGAUUUUGUGGAAAUUUUAAAAUUUAAUAAGUUUUAUGUGCCGGCUUUGAAAGGCAUGGCUGAGACUUGUCUUUUACAAGCGAGGAAUUGUUACAAGGAGCAGAGAUUGGGGACUAGUCGAGACCACGCACAAGUUGCCACCGAUCACUUGAUUAUGGCUUUGAGUCAACGUAGCGACUUGUCGUGUCUCUGGAAAUUGUUGGGUGACAGUUGUCUACUUGUGGGGGCUUUACCCGAGAAGCAUUCGUGUCUUUUGGUGUCGAAAUCGUUCGUUGAGGGGUGGGAAAUAGGGGGUGAUACAGUUCUGGAGAAAUUUGAUUUGUUCACGUUGGCAGCGCGGUGUUUUUUCAAAAGUUUGAGUUUAGUUGAGGAUAAUUUUCUGAUUUGGCACGAUUUGGCCAUUUGUUAUUUGACACAUGGACUUGCUAGUGAAUCAAAUGAGUUGAUUUCUAAAGCCCAAACUAUUCUACAAUAUUGUACUUUGAAUAAUCCGACGUGUUGGCAACACUGGAAUGGUUUAGGCAACGUCGCGAUGCAUUCAGAUCCCCCAAAUUACAAACUCGCCCAACAUUGUUUUAUUAAAGCUGUCAUUGCUGACCAUCACAGUGCCGUCUCGUGGACGAAUUUAGGUACUUUGUAUUUUAUUCUCGGUGAUUUUAAAUUGGCAAAUGAGGCGUUUUCGCAAGCCCAAAGAUCGGACCCUAAUUAUGUCAAUAGUUGGAUUGGACAGGCCCUUUUAGCCGAGACUUUACAUCACGAAGAUGCAAUGGAUUUGUUUAGACAUAGUACCCAAUUGGGGGUACAUAAACAAGGGGCUUUGGGGUACGCACAUUGGGUGUGUAGAACGUUAAAGGAGUCACCCGUGGACACCCUUGUCUAUUCCAUACACAAUAUGCAUGCGAUUCCAGUGGCUUGUGAUGUUAUUUCGUGGUAUACAGAACACGAUCCAAUGAACGCUACAGCAUGGAACAUGCUCGGAAUUCUCAAAGAACGAAUGGGCCUCAAACUGGGGGCCUUAGAAGCCUUCAAAAACGCCCUCACACUUUCAGAUAAAAAACAAAGAGAUUGCGCCCGAGUCAACUAUGGACGAAUUCUCACCACUUUAGGCAAAUAUCAACAAGCAAUCGACACUUUUACCAAAGUCGAAGCUGCCACUUUCAACAGCGGAAGCGGCCUUGCCCUCGCACUCUUCAAAGAUAAACUUUACAAAGAAUCGUACGAAGUGUACGAAUCGACUUUGCAUUGGCUGUCGUCGGAUUCGAAUUUGCAGUCGAAUUUAUUGGUGGCUUUGGCCUCAAUGGCCUACAUGUUUGAGGGGCCUGAAGCGGCUAAAACUUUGUUAUUUCAGAGUGUUCAGGUUGAGAAACCGUCUCCUUGGGGGUUUUACGCGAUUUCGGCUUUGGGUUUGCUCCACAAUGACUUAAACAUGACUGAUUUGGUUUUAAGCGAGUUGAGAAACACAAUCACGAAGCGUAAUGGAGUGCAUUUUGCGGUUUUGGCGGGCUUUUUCAACCUGUUACAAGGAAAAAAUAAGGAAAGUGUGCGUGAGGUGAGUAAAAUAGUGUUUUUGUACCCCGACCAGGCCCAAGUUUGGUUGACUCUCUCAGUGGUGGCGAUUCGGGGGGGAAAGGGGGCCAAAGUGGGGGCCACGUGCGCCCAAAGUGCCAUGAAGUUGGGACAAACCACCAAUGCGGACGUCACAAAGAUUUUGUGUGUGGUUGCUUUGUGUUUUCUCAUGGGGGGUGAGACGGAAGAGGCGCUUCUGGUGGCCCAGAAAGCCAUUCAUUUGUAUCCGAAUUUGGCCGAAGGUUGGGCUGUUUUAAUCACGGCCUUGAUACGCUCAAAACGGACCAAUCAAAUUCAAGAAUUGGUAAAAAUCACCCGUGAUUUUAAUCCUUGUGAAAAAUUAAAUUUGUGGUUGAAUGGAAUUUUUCAAUAAACGCGUUUUCUAUU